Messenger RNA from Knipowitschia caucasica, 1770 nucleotides. The record is from the annotation of a GenBank genome assembly. Lineage: Eukaryota; Metazoa; Chordata; Actinopteri; Gobiiformes; Gobiidae.
AUGUCAUUUAACUCUGCUCUCUCCCGGACUCUGCUCUCUCCCGGACUCUGCUCUCUCCCGGACUCUGCUCUCUCCCGGACUCUGCUCUCUCCCGGACUCUGCUCUCUCCCGGACUCUGCUCUCUCCCAGACUCUGCUCUCUCCCGGACUCUGCUCUCUCCCAGACUCUGCUCUCUCCCAGACUCUGCUCUCUCCCAGACUCUGCUCUCUCCCGACUCUGCUCUCUCCCAGACUCUGCUCUCUCCCAGACUCUGCUCUCUCCCAGACUCUGCUCUCUCCCAGACUCUGCUCUCUCCCAGACUCUGCUCUCUCCCAGACUCUGCUCUCUCCCAGACUCUGCUCUCUCCCAGACUCUGCUCUCUCCCAGACUCUGCUCUCUCCCAGACUCUGCUCUCUCCCAGACUCUGCUCUCUCCCAGACUCUGCUCUCUCCCAGACUCUGCUCUCUCCCAGACUCUGCUCUCUCCCAGACUCUGCUCUCUCCCAGACUCUGCUCUCUCCCAGACUCUGCUCUCUCCCAGACUCUGCUCUCUCCCAGACUCUGCUCUCUCCCAGACUCUGCUCUCUCCCAGACUCUGCUCUCUCCCAGACUCUGCUCUCUCCCAGACUCUGCUCUCUCCCAGACUCUGCUCUCUCCCAGACUCUGCUCUCUCCCAGACUCUGCUCUCUCCCAGACUCUGCUCUCUCCCAGACUCUGCUCUCUCCCAGACUCUGCUCUCUCCCAGACUCUGCUCUCUCCCAGACUCUGCUCUCUCCCGGACUCUGCUCUCUCCCGGACUCUGCUCUCUCCCGGACUCUGCUCUCUCCCGGACUCUGCUCUCUCCCGGACUCUGCUCUCUCCCGGACUCUGCUCUCUCCCGGACUCUGCUCUCUCCCGGACUCUGCUCUCUCCCAGACUCUGCUCUCUCCCAGACUCUGCUCUCUCCCAGACUCUGCUCUCUCCCAGACUCUGCUCUCUCCCAGACUCUGCUCUCUCCCAGACUCUGCUCUCUCCCAGACUCUGCUCUCUCCCAGACUCUGCUCUCUCCCAGACUCUGCUCUCUCCCAGACUCUGCUCUCUCCCAGACUCUGCUCUCUCCCAGACUCUGCUCUCUCCCAGACUCUGCUCUCUCCCAGACUCUGCUCUCUCCCAGACUCUGCUCUCUCCCAGACUCUGCUCUCUCCCAGACUCUGCUCUCUCCCAGACUCUGCUCUCUCCCAGACUCUGCUCUCUCCCAGACUCUGCUCUCUCCCAGACUCUGCUCUCUCCCAGACUCUGCUCUCUCCCAGACUCUGCUCUCUCCCAGACUCUGCUCUCUCCCGGACUCUGCUCUCUCCCGGACUCUGCUCUCUCCCAGACUCUGCUCUCUCCCAGACUCUGCUCUCUCCCAGACUCUGCUCUCUCCCAGACUCUGCUCUCUCCCGGACUCUGCUCUCUCCCGGACUCUGCUCUCUCCCGGACUCUGCUCUCUCCGAGACUCUACUCUCUCCAGACUCUACUCUCUCCAGACUCUACUCUCUCCCAGACUCUACUCUCUCCAGACUCUACUCUCUCCCAGACUCUACUCUCUCCCAGACUCUACUCUCUCCCAGACUCUACUCUCUCCAGACUCUACUCUCUCCAGACUCUACUCUCUCCAGACUCUACUCUCUCCAGACUCUACUCUCUCCAGACUCUACUCUCUCCAGACUCUACUCUCUCCAGACUCUACUCUCUCCAGACUCUACUCUCUCCAGACUCUACUCUCUCCUUUCUAUGCUUCUCUACCUUUGACUUGUCUGCACAUAAAUAA